AGGGUACACAACAGUAUGGAAUCACCCAAAGAAGCUCGACCACCGCCUCCUUCCUGGAUCAAUCAAAAAUUCAUAGAAUCUGUAAUGAUAAAUAAAGUUGGAAAACAAGUUUCUGUAGAUUCAGUUAAAGUACAGUACGCUUGUCCAGAAGGAGUUGGCUAUACAAGUUUGCUGUUCAGAGUAACUUUCCUUCUGAAGGGGGAAGACAACGAAGAAGAGGAGAAAAAGGAAUCACUACUAGUCAAAACUGUUCUUGAUUUUGGUCCGAUGAAGGAACUGAUGGAAAAUUGUCAGGUGUUCAGAACAGAGACGCAGAUGCUGCAUGAGGUGCUGCCGCAGACCCACAAAAUCUUGGCGUCGUUGGAGGGCGAGGACUUUCAGCCGCUGACAGCUAGCUGCUACGACGGGGGUCAGCAGCCGGCAGACUUCCUUGUGCUGGAGGACCUGUCAACAGCCGGCUUCAGGAUGGCUGAGGGGGGACGGCCUCUGGACUACCAGCACUGCAAGAUGGUCCUCCGAGCAUACGCCAGAUUACAUGCCGCCUCGGCGUUUCUACUCGACAAACAGCCCCAUUACAAGAGCGUGUUCGCUAGCAGUACGUUCACAGACAAGCGUACUCAGAACUAUUUCAGAUCAAUAGGAUCUAAGAUCAUGUCUGCACUGGCAGAUGAAGUGAACAAGUGUCCAGGGUAUGAAAAGUAUUCUGGAAAAUGCCGGGGAUUUAUAGACCGAUAUGCUGACAGUAUAUUCCAAUUAUUUGAGCGAAUGAAGGAGGAGACCAAGCUACCCGUGCUGGUCCAUGGUGACUGCUGGAAGAACAACGUGAUGUUUAAGUACGUGGAGGGAGCACUGUCAGAUGUCAGACUUGUUGACUUUGUGUCUUACGUGACCAGCCCGGCCUCGGACCUGCAGUACUUCUUGUACGCGAACACCAGUGAGGAGGUCCACCGCCACCACAUGGAUGACCUUCUGUGCGAGUACCACAACACGCUGUCGGGCAUCCUACGGUGCCUGGGUAUGCAGCAGGAAGCUGAGGUCUUCACUUUAGAGGAGCUGAAACGGGACAUGGACCGCUGUCUAGUUAUGGGAUUUCUCUUCAGCUGCAUGAGCGGCUUUGCUCUGACUUCCGAAAAGUACGGUGUGGAAUACGUGAAGGCAUUCAACGACCCAGAGCACGCCGACGAAGCUCUCGCAAAGAUCUUCAAGAAUCCUUAUUCGUUAUCCUACAUGAAAUACCUGAUGCCAGUUUUUGACAGUAAAGGAACUUUAUGACAAUUUGUAGCACGUAUAGCUAUUAAGAUUCAAAUAAUCU
Molecule: messenger RNA, 1312 nt
Organism: Schistocerca nitens (vagrant locust)
Lineage: Eukaryota; Metazoa; Arthropoda; Insecta; Orthoptera; Acrididae
Exons: 2
Coding region: 16-1272 (418 amino acids)
Source: RefSeq, a predicted model, not a curated record